AUGGGUUUGAAGAGUGGCUCUUCCCAACCUUCUACUGUGUCAAAGAAAGCUCCGAGGAAGACAAAGACAAGAUACCCAGCAAGAAAGAUCUACAUGUCCAAGGUUCAAAACAAAGAACCCACCAAUGUUCCUCUCUGUGAGGAUGUUACUAAUGAAGAGGAAAUCGAGGCUGAAGACUCUCCUGUGAAAUCGCCUCCGGAUGUUGUGCCUGAUGUUGAGACAUCUGAGUCUAAGGAAAUUUCUGCCAAAGAAAAUCCUGAAAAGGAUUCCACUUCUCAUGAAGAUUCAGGCGAUGCUACUCAGCCUGCUAUCUCUGUAUCAUCCUCUUCAAAGGAUGUUGAUCCAAAGAAUGGCAAUUCUGAGGAUACCAAUUCUGCAGAGCCAACCCAUGCUCCAGCCCCUGUUCAGGACAUCUCUGAUGAUGAUUCUGAUGAUGAGCCCCUGGUUAAGUCCAUUCCUGAUAGCGUUGCUGCCAGAAUGAAAAGAAAAAGAAGGGUCUCUACUCCAGAAGUCACUCCUACUCCACCAAAGAGAUCCAAGUAA
Molecule: messenger RNA, 543 nt
Organism: Lotus japonicus
Lineage: Eukaryota; Viridiplantae; Streptophyta; Magnoliopsida; Fabales; Fabaceae
Exons: 1
Coding region: 1-543 (180 amino acids)
Source: RefSeq, a predicted model, not a curated record